Molecule: messenger RNA, 1679 nt
Organism: Astyanax mexicanus (Mexican tetra)
Lineage: Eukaryota; Metazoa; Chordata; Actinopteri; Characiformes; Acestrorhamphidae
Gene: cxcr4b
Product: chemokine (C-X-C motif), receptor 4b
Exons: 2
Coding region: 70-1140 (356 amino acids)
Biological process (GO): immune response; neurogenesis; G protein-coupled receptor signaling pathway
Cellular component (GO): membrane
Molecular function (GO): chemokine receptor activity
Source: RefSeq, a predicted model, not a curated record
CACAUACGAGGACAUACGAGGAUUAUACACACGCGCUCUCACACACACUGAUCUCAGGACUGCAGCACCAUGGCUUUCUUCGAUCACAUCAUUUUCGAAGACGACGGCAACAGCUCAGAAGGUUCUGGGAUGAUUGACGACAUGGUGGGGAUGUGCGACAUCGCCAUCAGCCACAACUUCCAGAAGGUCUUCCUCCCCGCGGUUUACGGGAUUAUCUUCCUCCUGGGCGUGGUGGGGAACGGGCUGGUGGUGCUGGUGAUGGGCUUCCAAAAGAAGUCCACGAACAUGACGGACCGGUACCGGCUGCACCUCUCGGUGGCCGACCUGCUCUUCGUCCUGACCCUCCCCUUCUGGGCGGUGGACGCCGCCAGCACGUGGCACUUCGGCAAGUUCCUGUGCGUGGCCGUCAACAUGAUCUACACGGUGAACCUCUACAGCAGCGUGCUGAUCCUGGCCUUCAUCAGCCUGGACCGGUACCUGGCCGUGGUUCGGGCCACCAACAGCCAGUCCACUCGCCGGCUGCUGGCGACCAGGGUGAUCUACGUUGGCGUUUGGCUCCCGGCGACUCUGCUGACCGUGCCGGACCUGGUGUUCGCAGAGGUUCAGGGCAGAGGAACGAGGGACAUCUGCGAGAGGAUCUACCCGAUGGAGGGCAACAUGGCGUGGAAGGCAGCCUUCCGCUUCCAGCACAUCCUGGUUGGCUUCGUCCUUCCCGGCCUGAUCAUCCUGAUCUGCUACUGUGUGAUCAUCUCCAAGCUGUCCAAGGGAUCCAAGGGACAGGCGCUGAAACGCAAGGCUCUGAAGACCACCAUCAUCCUCAUCCUCUGCUUCUUCAUCUGCUGGCUGCCGUACUGCGCCGGCAUCCUGGUGGACACUCUGAUGAUGCUCAACGUGAUCUCACACAGCUGCUACCUGGAGCAGAGCCUGGAGAAGUGGAUCUUCGUCACGGAGGCGUUGGCCUACUUCCACUGCUGCCUCAACCCCAUCCUGUACGCCUUCCUGGGGGUCAAGUUCAGCAGAUCCGCCCGCAACACGCUGACCGGCAGCAGCAGGUCCAGCCACAAGAUCUUGACCAAGAAACGAGGGGUCAUCUCCUCGGUGUCGACGGAGUCCGAGUCUUCCAGCGUCCUUUCCAGCUAACAACUGGAACGCUGUGAUUAUAUAUACUGUUAUAUAUACUGUACUCUUUAUUGAAGAACAAAGGAACAAAGGAACCAGGAGGACUAAGCUUUUUUUUUUAUUGAAAAGGACUUUCAACUACACAUUGUAUAUAGUUUGUAAACACUUUAUAUCUAUCUAUAUAUAUAGUAUAUGUAUGCGUACACAAGUUUUAACACCUUUUCUUCGAGAGUAGCAAGAGUGCAGAGUUCACUUUUUUUUUUUUAAAUCAGGAAGCCUCAGGAUGUAAAUUAUUUGUAUUAUUUGUACAUAAACACCUUUUUUUUUACUUUUGUACAUUUUGAAUAUUGUGUGAAUAUGUGUGUGUGUGUGUGUGUGCGGGCACUUAAAAAACAAAAGACGACAAAGGCUUUUUUUAUUUAUUAGUAGUUAUUAGUAGGAAAAUAGGUGGAGUGGUAGCUCACACUGAAUGCUCAUUGUCUGUUUGCUGAUUUUUGAUUUUGAUUUUUUUGCAUUUCCGCUCUAAUAAAAAAGGCCUGAGGUCACUCUUUCUUAUCUGA